GCUGCCGGCACCGGCCAUGUGCCGAGAGGGUGCCCGCUGCCGGCUCGCCCGCUCGGCUCCCUGAGCUGGCGUCGGCCUGUGCUCUUGUUUAUCUUUCACUUUAUUUAUUCCCCCCUUCCCCACACAUCACCGUUAUUAUUAUUAUUAUUAUUAUUAUUUACUGCAUUAAUUAUUUUUGUUUGUUUAUUCAUUUCUACUCUUUUCCUUUUUUCAUUCCCGCAUUGAUGCGCUCCGAGCUGGAGACUUCAGGAGUCGACGCGGUCCUCACCUGAGCGAUCCGGCACCAUUCCCCCGCGUGAAGGCUGUUAAUGGAGAAGAGGGCGAAUGACAGCCGGGACUGUGGUCAUCACAGGUGGAAUAUUAGCAACUGUCAUUUUACUUUGUAUCAUCGCUGUCCUCUGCUACUGUAGGCUCCAGUACUACUGCUGCAAGAAGGAUGAAUCCGAGGAGGAUGAGGAGGAGCCCGACUUCGCCGUGCACUCCCACAUCCCUCCGCUCCACUGCAACCGCAACGUAGUGCUGACCAAUGGGCCGUCCCUCUACAGCUCCUCUCCCUUCAGCAAGAAGGCGACGCCGAGCCGGAGCGGCUGCCCGGGCUGCGGGCAGUAUGAGCCCCCCACUUUCUUCCUGCAGGAGCCCCCUGAGGAGCUGCACAACGGGGGGGACCGAGUCAGCUUCCAGACCGUCAGCCAGGAGGAGCUCGACCUGCCGGUGAGUGUGGGCAACCUGCAGGCGCUCAACCCCAACCGGCUCUCAGCCAUGCGCGAAGCCUUCUCCCGCAGCCGCAGCAUCAGCACCGACGUGUGAGGCCGGCGCUGCAUGGAGGACUUCUUAAUAUCCACAGCAGUGUUUUAAAGUAAAAAAUAAUACUAAUAAUAAUUAAAAAAAAAAAAGCAGAGUGGGGUUUGGGGGUGGGGGUGGGUGGGAGGGGAAGAGUUGAAUGUAUUGCUGCAUAGGCAGAGAUGAGCUAAACUUCAGUCUAAGGGUUAGCAAAUAAAAGGGGGGGAGUGAGGGCGGGUUGGUGGCAGCUGGGAUAUGAGGUUUUCUAGUGCUGCGUUGCAUUUUUUUUUUCCCUUUUAUAAAGAGGAUUUUGAUAUCGUGCAUCCUUUUCUACAGAGUAAAUGCCCGUCCUCCACGUGCAGUUGGUGGGCAGAGGGGUGAGCAAGUGAUGGGAGGCUGCAAAGCAGCACGAGCUGCAGGGCUGCUGUGCUGUACAUGGCACCUGGGGGCUGCUGGCCCUGGUGUGCAAACACAUACAGCCAGCACAGAGCCCUGGCCAAGCUGGGCUGCUGCUGCCCUUCCUUCUGCUGCUGCUCCCUCCUGCAGCCAUGCACAUCCCAUCCCUGUCCUGCGCCCUCUCGCUCCUCCCAUUGCUGUUUCCCCCUGGGUCCCAAUGGGGCAGGAGCAGUGGGCUCAGACCUGGCCCUGCUGCUAGAGAUGGGUUAUCAAUUAAGUUACUUAGGGCGAGGAGGGAGGAAUGAUUCCAGAUGGAGGAACGCACCCGCAGCUGCCCUCUCCAAAUAAUGAGCCUCCCCUCUCCAAAUGAUGCCAUAUGCUACUUCUAAUCUAGGGAGCUGAGUGCUGGCAGAGCGAGAGUGCGCCCAUGUAUGUGCACACACGCCCCUGCAUGCACAUUUCUACUUUAAUUUUGAAGAUUACCAUAAGAUUUACUUCCCAUUAUUAUUAUUCCUUUCAAAUAGAAGCACCCACAGCCCCUCCUGCCCAGCCAGGGACAUGGCAGAACACUCAGCUCCCUCCUUGCUGUCCCCUGCAUACAAUUUCUCUUGCACAACACCCUCUUGCCCCAGGUUGGGCGUUAUUCAGGUUAAAUGCAUCACCCUGUGCUGGGGCAGGGCUCGCUGCUGCAGAGGAGGGAUGGCUACAAAUAGACCCUAACAGCCUCAGUGCUGUGCUUGGGGCCAGGCUUUGUUUUUAGAGAUGCAACGAGAAGGAAGCGCCGCUGUUCCGUAGCCUUCAGCAUACACACACAGUGUGCAGCCCAUCUGGAGAUGUUGCUUUCAGCUUCGAGGGCUUUUAAUUCCCCAGGAAACCUUGCAAAGCACAAGUCUGCCUCUGCAAUCCGGCACCUGGGGUAGUUUGGGGUUUCUGGUGGGGGAUUGGGGUGUGGGUUUGGCCACGUUGAAUUGCAGCACCCACUCCAGGCAGCAGGACCAUGGCUGUACAGCGCUCACAGCGGUUUGUUUGAAUGCAUUCAGCCUUUGAGUUCUUUGCCUUUCUUGUGAACAUAUUCUUGUUCCAGCUUUCCCCUGUUUCCUAUUCUGUUUUUUGGGGGUUUUUCCUUCCCGUGUAGCUUGGAAGCUAAGCAAGUGACUGACAUUCUCUAACCUUCACCUGUACAGGACUUUGGGAACCAUUGAAGAAGAGAAGCAAAAAAAUAAACUCCUUUGACACAGGCUUUGCAGCAGACCUUUGUGUAUCCACAUUGUGAAAUAUAGAGGGCAGUGGUUGCAGAAGUGCCACAGGGGUGCAGGAUCUCCCCCUUGGGAGAUGCUCAGUGGACAAGAGAGGUGCAAGGGGGGGGAGGAGCAGUGAGCCCCAUGCAGAGGGAUACAGAACCAUAACCACCUUCAGAACCCCUUUCUUUGCCAGUUCCCUUUCAAACCUCUUUGCUUUCAGGCUCCUUUCCAAGCUUGCAGUCCCUAAAUCCACACCCAUCACCCGAAUCCCAUAGCAAUAGGGCAGGAAGGACCCAACUCAGGGACUCGUCCUUACAUCCAGGGCUGGGAGCUGCUGUUCUGCCCCAGGGGUGCACACAGCAACACCCACCCCCCCUCUACAAACUGGAGAAUAAAAGCAGAUACCACCAUAAAUAUGACAACUUUAUUAAAAUAUACAUAUGAGUACAAAUUCAUGAUUACGUGGAUAAAGUUCACUGUCUGUAAACAAAUAUAUUAAAAAAGAGCACGUCUUUUUUUUUUUUGU
Messenger RNA from Gallus gallus (chicken), 2943 nucleotides. RefSeq names its product family with sequence similarity 163 member B (gene FAM163B). Lineage: Eukaryota; Metazoa; Chordata; Aves; Galliformes; Phasianidae. Bases 325 to 807 code for a protein of 160 amino acids. The transcript has 3 exons. The record is from RefSeq and is a predicted model, not a curated record.